Messenger RNA from Penicillium canariense, 1332 nucleotides. Its product is annotated as Gfo/Idh/MocA family protein. The coding region runs from base 1 to 1332 and encodes 443 amino acids. Gene Ontology annotation, molecular function: oxidoreductase activity; nucleotide binding. The transcript has a single exon. Lineage: Eukaryota; Fungi; Ascomycota; Eurotiomycetes; Eurotiales; Aspergillaceae. The record is from RefSeq and is a predicted model, not a curated record. Gene Ontology annotation, biological process: NADPH regeneration. Gene Ontology annotation, cellular component: cytoplasm.
AUGUCUACCCCUGUCAUACGCAUCGGGAUCCUGGGUGCCACCCACGCCGCCGAAUCCAUCUAUCUGCCAAUAUUAGCCUCUCUCCAUACACACUACCAUCUCACCAUCCUCCACACCACCAGUGACGAUGUCGCAACCGACAGCCAGAAGCAAUUCGGCCUCGCCAACACCACCACAGUCGCCGACGAGAUCAUCAACCACCCUGACGUCGACCUAGUCAUCAACCUCCUCCCCUUCGACCAACAUGAGCAAUAUACCCUGGCCGCGUUGGAAGCCGGCAAGCACGUCAUGGUGGAAGUCCCACUCAGCCUGAGCAUCCACGGCCUUCGUCGAAUCCGCGAUGCACGAAAGAAGGGCAUGGCCGCGCGAUCGCAUCGACCGCACAACACCGGCCCCAAGGUCUUCGUCGGCUGCGCGCGUCGCUACGCACCCUGCUUCACAGACAUAUUCAAGAAAGAGCUCGCCAGCCUGGGGCGCGUGUACUACGCACGCUGCCGCAACAUUGCAGGCCCGUUGACCAGGCCCGCAGUUCAGAAGAAUAAUGACAGCGGCAUCGGAUACACCCGUGGAGCCAAUGUGGGGAACGGCACAAACGGCAGCAUCGCCCGUCCACAGCGCCACGCCCUGCUUGCCGAGAUCUUCGGCUCAGACGAAGACCUCACUUGCGAUCGCGAGGCCUUUUGUCGAUUCCUCGGCACGCUGGGCUGCCAUGAUUUCUCGCUGAUGCGUGAAUCACUCGGCUUUCCCGGCGCAGUCUCCAACGUGUCUAUCAUCGAGCCUUUUUACUCUGCCAUGUUCCACUACACUGACGACUUUGGCACUCGUGACGGGCACCCUUUCACACUAGUGUACGAGGCGGGCAUUGACGCUGUUCCCCGCUGCGACGCGCAUUUGACGGUCUAUGGCGCGAAAAAGACGCUCAGUGUAGAGUAUGACUUAUCCUGCCUUAGUGAGGCCGAGAAGGAUGUUGCGGUGCGCGUUGUUGUUGAGGAGGCCAACGUUGAGACUGGGGAUGUGGACGUUGAGAUGCUGAGCAGCGGCAGCGAAACGAUCAAUGGCAGUGCCAACGGCGAUGGCAACGGUGACAGCGCCGCGAACAGAAACGGUCCCCUCCGCCCUCGAGUUAAAAGAACUGAGUUUGUGAGUACUGCCAGAGAAACAUUCGAGCAGGAGUUCUUGGCGAUGCACGCGUACCUUGUCGGCGACCGCGGUGAUAGCCAAGUUGAGGCGAAAACUACUGCGGAGGAUGCUCUGGAUGAUCUUAAGCUCAUGCAUAUGAUCUUCGAGCACUAUGAUCGGCAGUGCGGGACGAUCCGGACGCCGCUUGGUUAA